AUGUAUCACAGGACAAGUUCCGCCAGUCCAUAUGCAGCCCUAAGUGUUACCUCGAAAGAAACCGAUGAUGAUGCCGCGCCCACGAAAGAAGAAAUCGGAGAGUUUUAUCUCAACAAUCACCGAAAAUUUAUCGAAACAUUUACCGUCCAAAACCACAAAGUUCGAUAUUACUGUAAUGCUACCACAGCCAUGCGACAACCGUUGUAUAAUAUUGUGGAUGACUUGAUCAAUGUGCAGAAGAAAGCAAUGGCAUACUUGUCUCAAUCUCCACCAAACCUUGAUCAUUACUUAUUGGCCAUGAUGUUUACCAUGAUUGAAAAAAUAACAAACAUGAUCGAUUGGAAAACAAUGAAUCGAAAAUGCUUUUGGAAAGAUUUUUGCAGAGAGUCGCGUCACCUCCGACACCUCAUCAGUCAAGCACAAGCCGCUACUUUAGAUUGUUGCCACACGGUUGUGGACAAGGCAAACAGGGCAAUGGAAAUCCUCCAAGAGGAAUUUUCACCAGAUCCAGGAAAACGAUUUGCUGAUGCAGAUGAGAGUAAGCUCAAGAAAUGGAUGAAAAUAGAACGAGAUGAGACUCCCCUGAAAGAGUCGUACUGCCAGUCACCAGGGGACCCUUCGCGCCUUGGAAUUAAAGCUGUUUGUUCUCAGCCAUACGAGAGUUUUGAAAUUCAGUGGAUUGAUACUCAAGACAACAACGUUCGCAAUGUGACACUUCUCCAAAUGAGUGACAGUUUCCGACUCAGACUUCUCCGGUCUCUAAUGUCAUGCGCUAGAAAAGCGCUAGAGUUGAUCAUUCUUUCCAUGUAUCGGAUAGAAAUUGUUCUGAGAACAGAGUUUCGUUUGGAAAAGUUGGCAAAAUGUGAGGGAAUUACUCCGAGUCAGCUACUGCCACACGAACGAGCUGUACUGUUCAAAUCCAAAAGAGAAUUUGAUUUCCUGUGGCAAAAUAUCAUGUUUACGAUAUGCAGAUUUCGUCUUCAGCUGCAACAACUUGACAAACAUAGGAAAACUUGUAAGAUGCUUGUAAGGGAUUCGAAGUAUUCGAUGAAAAUAUUUCCGAAGGCGGAUAAGAUUACUUUGAAAAUAGAGGAUCCAUUGUUAAUACGAUUUGUGGACCAAAUCACCACAGCCGAGUUGAGUGAUGAGACGUAUGAUUUUACCAUGUACUCUGAUAGAUCACACGACAUUGCUGAAAUCAUACAAGACAUGUGGAAUAUUUCAAAAAUGGAUUUUAAAACAAUGGAAAUGUUGAUCAAUUUGGUUUACCUCGCUUUAUCUCACGUGUUUGAAGUUUUGAAUACGGGGGAGCGGAAAGAUUUGAGGAACAUGCUUCUUAAGAUUUUCGAGCAGCGAGAUAAAGUCAAGCGUUAUCUGAAAAAGUCGCUCAGCAUAUUCAGCCAUGCUUCUUUCCAGGAACUCCCGAUUCACCUAAAUUCCAUGCCUUCUAAAGGUUUCGCAAAAGUAUUUACAACUGGGGUGGACACACUGGAAGCUGAAAACGAUGAUUCAUCUGUGGAGAGUGACGAUGAAGAAUCAAAAGAUCCAUUUUGGAUACAACUUCCCAGAGGCUUUGAGGUGACAAUUGUUGGUGAGCAGAAAAUCAUCGUCAUCGUCAACCACCUCAAGCAACACGUUCCGUUCAAGCUACUGUUCGAAGCAGAAAAACUGAUCGUCGUCAACAAAUUGAUAGUCAGACUGUUUCACUCGAUUGCAUCUGAAGCGUGUUUGGCAAAAAUAACUUGUGAUCGAUCUUCUGAAACUAAAUCUCUGAUGAAACGCAUGAAACAAACUGAGAGAAAAGAUCCACGCUUAGUUGCCACAAUUGCGAAUGGAUUGAACCACGUAAAGAAUAUUCUCAAAUUAAUGAAAAUGAUGAACGGGUUGCUGAUUUUUACAAAAAAAGUUUAGCAAACAAGACUGUGUGUGAACUAGCUCAAAAUUUCAAGUGCUUGACUGUUCAUAUUGUUCUUACGU
Folsomia candida is the source of this 1977-nucleotide messenger RNA. RefSeq lists its product as uncharacterized. The transcript is spliced from 6 exons. NCBI's taxonomy places the organism in Eukaryota, Metazoa, Arthropoda, Collembola, Entomobryomorpha, Isotomidae. The record is from RefSeq and is a predicted model, not a curated record. The coding region runs from base 1 to 1911 and encodes 636 amino acids.